GCGCAAAUGGAAGGUGCGGUCAUAUGUCGCACGUGAUCCACCGCCUUUCGGAGAAACGCUUCGGAUCCAUCACCGUCGGCAGCGCAACCGUCAUCACCGUCGCUUUUCCCUCAAGCGAGUGGGGGAAGCCACUUUUUCCUUUUACACUGUAUCGACCAACCAACGAGCGGUCUGUCAUCUCAUCCGCGUUAUAUGACACCACAACGAAGCCUAACAUCCCCACAAAUUUUUGCCCUUUUUUUCCCCUCUUCCAUCAACCCUUGUCAUCAAAUCACAUCAAAGACCAGAAGCAGUCAGAGCUCUCUCCUUUCCCAAUUAGUUGUUUCCGAGAACCUCGCGGGGAAACCAGGUUAACAACUUGACAUCUAUCUCUUCUUCUUCCAAUGGCGGCGCCAAGAGCAGCAACAGGGAGUAGAAACCCGGAUGAGACGACCAAGAAGGGGCUCGUUCUGAUGGGGCGGUACGAGGUGGGGCGGCUCCUGGGGCAUGGGACCUUCGCCAAGGUGUACCACGCCCGGAACCUGAGGACAGGGGAGAGCGUGGCGAUUAAGGUGCUGGACAAGGAGAAGAUCCUCAAGGGCGGGCUGGUCGCCCACAUCAAGCGCGAGAUCGCCAUCCUACGGCGCGUCCGCCACCCGAACAUCGUCCAGCUUUUCGAGGUGAUGGCCACCAAGACCAAGAUCUACUUCGUCAUGGAGUACGUCCGCGGCGGCGAGCUCUUCUCCAAGGUCGCCAAGGGACGCCUCAAGGAGGAGACCGCCCGACGCUAUUUCCAGCAGCUCAUCUCCGCCGUCGCCUUCUGCCACGCCCGCGGCGUCUUCCACCGCGACCUCAAGCCCGAGAAUCUCCUCCUCGACGAACACGGCGACCUCAAGGUCUCCGACUUUGGCCUCUGCGCCGUCUCCGACCAGGCCCGCGCCGGUGACGGCCUCUUCCACACCUUGUGCGGCACCCCGGCCUAUGUCGCCCCUGAGGUCCUCUCCCGUAAAGGCUACGACGCCGCCAAAGCCGACAUCUGGUCCUGCGGGGUAAUCCUCUUCGUCCUCAUGGCCGGCUAUCUCCCGUUCCACGACCAGAAUCUCAUGGCCAUGUACCGCAAAAUCUAUAAGGGCGAGUUCCGCUGCCCCCGAUGGUUCUCCUCCGACCUCGUCCGCCUCCUCUCUCGCCUCCUCGACACAAAUCCCAACACCAGAAUCACUAUCCCAGAGGUCAUGGAGAACCGGUGGUUCAAGAAGAACUUCCGGCACAUCCGGUUCUACAUCGAGAACGAUAAAGUUCACAGCUUUGACGACCUCGACGAGCCGCCGCCACCCGAUGAGACCUCCGACUCCGAAACCGAAGCGGAAGCCUUCACCUCGUCAUCCUCCUCCUUGGUGGAUGGCCAGCGGCGGAAAUUGGGGCUGCCGAGGCCCAUGAGCUUAAACGCGUUCGACAUCAUAUCCUUCUCCCCGGGGUUCGACCUCUCCGGGCUGUUCGAGGAAAGAGGGGAGGAGACUAGGUUCUUGUCAGGGGAGCCGGUAUCGAAGAUUAUAUCAAAAUUAGAGGAGAUUGCCAAAGUGGUGAGCUUUACGGUGAGGAAGAAGGAUUACCAUUUGAGUCUAGAAGGGACGAAGGAGGGGGAGAAGGGGCCGCUGACGAUUGCGGCGGAUAUAUUUGAGCUUACGCCGUCGCUGGUGGUCGUCGAGGUCAAGAAGAAGGCAGGGGAUAAAGGGGAGUACGAGGAGUUCUGCAACAGGGAGCUGAAGCCUGGGUUGCAGAACCUCAUGUACGGCAAAUCGGCGGCUGCUGCUGCUGCUCAUAUUGGUUCGGAUUCCGAGUAGAGAAGUAAAUAGAGAGAGGGUAACAUCUCAUCUCCUCCUCCAUUUAAUCUUCUGUUCUGUUCAUGAGUGCAUAUAUGUUCUUUUUCCAGUGUAGUGUAUUGUAUGACUGUCUCCUGCGCACUGUAUGUACUCAAGAGCAGAGAUCAAGACCCUCUUUACUGUAUUUGCAACAAUAACUUCUCAAAGAUAUAUUAGGGAAGUUAGUUAAACCUAUGUAACUUUAUGUAAUUUCGCGUAUGCAACCGUGGAAUGUUUAUACCAAGUUGAAAUUUUGUACUCCUGAAGGAUGGAUAAACUUUGCCCUCUCACAUUUA
Molecule: messenger RNA, 2134 nt
Organism: Elaeis guineensis (African oil palm)
Lineage: Eukaryota; Viridiplantae; Streptophyta; Magnoliopsida; Arecales; Arecaceae
Product: CBL-interacting serine/threonine-protein kinase 12
Biological process (GO): protein phosphorylation; signal transduction
Molecular function (GO): ATP binding; protein serine/threonine kinase activity
Source: RefSeq, a predicted model, not a curated record